UCAAGGACAACUGCAAGCUCGAGAUGAAGGAGGCAACCAAGAAAAAGCAGCAGGAGUGGAUCAGGAACGGCCAUGGGAAGUACUCGGAUCUGGGAUCCGAAAAGGGCUUCUUCGAGAUGACCAAGAAGUCGCAGAACUUUGUGUGCCACUUCUAUGCCAGCGGCAACGAGCACUGCAAGCUGGUGGACAAGCACCUGAGGAUCCUGGCGCCGCGACACCUGGAGGCGCGUUUCUGCAAGGUGAACGCCGCCCGGGCUCCCUUCCUCACCCGCCGCCUCCGCAUGGAGGUGCUGCCCACCGUCGUCCUGGUGAAGGACAGCAGGACCAGGGACUUUAUCGUCGGACUCAGCGAACUGGGCGACCGCGCAGACUUCGCCACCGAGGCGAUGGAAAGGCGGAUCGCCCUCUCCGGGACCAUCGAUAAGCAGCCAUCGAAUGGGAAGAGCGCAUCGAAUGGAAAUGGAAACGGGAACGGGAAACCCAAGUCCAACUUGAAACGCCCAAGGAAAUCGAAACGCGGCCACUCCGGAUAACUCUGACUAUCAAUACCCAUAUAUUUUAUAGAGCACCCUUAUUCGGCUGCCUUUCCACGGUUUUUUUGCCUUAUAUUUUUGAUCCAUCAUUACUAAACUUGGGACCACUCAAAAUUUAAACUAUAUUAUAUUGUAUCAUAUUAUAAACACAUUUGGCAGUUGAACUUUUAAAAAUGUACCACAGGCUUUUAUAAUUAUCUAUGCAUUUCUGCUAAGC
Drosophila takahashii is the source of this 750-nucleotide messenger RNA. Lineage: Eukaryota; Metazoa; Arthropoda; Insecta; Diptera; Drosophilidae. The record is from RefSeq and is a predicted model, not a curated record.